Messenger RNA from Homalodisca vitripennis (glassy-winged sharpshooter), 3573 nucleotides. It is a transcript of the gene Samuel, whose product is annotated as polycomb protein SCMH1. Gene Ontology annotation, molecular function: protein binding. The record is from RefSeq and is a predicted model, not a curated record. Lineage: Eukaryota; Metazoa; Arthropoda; Insecta; Hemiptera; Cicadellidae. The transcript has 4 exons. Gene Ontology annotation, cellular component: PRC1 complex. Bases 603 to 2081 code for a protein of 492 amino acids.
CAAGCGGCAGGGAGCGGCGUAUGUGUGUAGGCGCUGGACUCGGACAGGUACAAAGAAGUGGAGGGGGGAGUUUGCACUUGUUCGAUCACCUGCUGCCAUUCGCUAGAAGAUCAGCGGCCGAGGAACACCUGUGUCUACGCGUCAUGCGAUCACGCGAACCGCGAGUGUCGUGUCCUAACCUCACUUUUUACCCAGUGUUUUUAUCCUAGUUCUGAUUGUUGUUCGAUUGUUUCUCACCCGUUGUCUUUUAUAACAAUUGUUGACAAUUCUGUUUAUAUCUGUGUUCAACUGAUAUAUUUGUGAAACUGUUAGGUUAUGUCAAUUAUUUUGGUGCGCCCAACGACUAUUUUUAUUGGCUCUGCUCGGAUCUUCCACCAAUAUUAAUCGGCUGAACUACGACUAACUUUGAGGUUAUGUUUGGUUUCUAGCCGGCUACGGUACAAUUCGCACGGCUAUGACCCAAACUGUGCAGUGCAUCUGACUGUGGUGACCCUGUCGAAUUUCCCAACCGUGUUUCUAGUGUUAUGGUAGUUGAGUGAUUGUGUUUUUUUUCUCUGGACGCCGUGGCAACGCAGUUCCUGUCGCCGGCUGGUGCCGCUGUCAUGAGAGAAGUUGAUACAGUCAGCCCUGUCGUUUGGCCGGCCUGGUGUUAUUCAGGAGAAGUACAGACGGAGACUGACACCGUGGCGGGGGUCGGGGUGCGCGCCGGGACGCCGGCCUCUCUUAAGGGCAGGAAGCGUCCCCUGGAGGCGACGAUGAACGGGGUGGGGGCGGACCACACCAACAACAACGUCAAGUCCGAGAGGCUUAGCCCCGCGACAGCGGACAACAACUCCAGCAGUUCCAGGAGCGGCACCCCCAGCUCCGUGUACCCGGGGACUCCGCCCUCCCAACCCGACCGACCCUCCAGUCCGUCCUCCACGGCACCCCCCGUGGACUCCCUCAUGGGCCGCAACUACAGCGACUUCAUGCGCUCCCUGGCGGCCAAGUACAACAACAACAACCCAAACGACUACUUCAGUUCGCCCAGGAACGGGUAUCCGCCCAGUCUGGACCCGCGGUUCUCCGCCUUCAAGCCAGGGGCGGCGACCCCAUUCGUGGGCCUGAUGGCGCCUUUGGGGUCCUCCUCGAGUACAUCCCCCACGGCCGGCCACCCCGCCACAACCCCCUCCAACACCAAAGAUUCCUCCGAGAGUGACCUGAAGCCAGGGAUCCCUACUCCCGCAGAAGCGCAGCAGGCCCUCUUCGCCAACUUCGGGCUGAACGCCUUCUCGCACCCCCUGCCCGGGGGUGUCCCCUUCCUGCCCCCCCUCGUGGACAUGAGCAGCACCCAGGCGCUCCUCAACAUGGUCCGCACGGCGAGCGCCCAGAGCGCGAACCAACUGGAGACCUACCUGAAGGGCGCCAUUAAGAGGCCCCCGGAGAACUCCAACAACCCCUUGGAUCUGUCCUCAAACGCCGUCACCCCGCCGCUGAAGAAGGCCCGGAAGCACACCCCUAGUUUAAGCGAGAGCCUGUACGGCCCUGACGCCCUCCUCAACUUCCCCAUUCUCAACGCUCUCCAAAGAACCACCAAGGACCGCCUGCAGUCCAAGAGAACCGGCAGUGUGUCCCCCAAACCCAAGUCCAAGCUCGCUACCUCGCCCUCCAACGCCGCCUCCGUCUCUCGGCCCUCCACCGCCAACUCCUGCCUGUCCUUGUGCUCCACCCCCGGCGAGAAACCCUGCUCCAGUUCCGCCGACACCCAGACGGUCGCCCACUGGACGGUUGACGACGUCUGCAACUUCAUCACCUCCAUCGACCUCUGUGCGGAAUAUGCGCCGAACUUCCGGGAGCAGCGGAUAGACGGGUCUGCCCUGCCCCUGCUGACGGAGGAGCACCUGACGUCGGCACUGCAGAUGAAGCUGGGACCGGCGCUGAAGUUGAGGGCAGUGCUGAGUCGUCGCUUGGGGCACUGCGCCGUGUGUCUGCACUGCGUCCACUGCCACGGUGCCGCCCCCGCCUCCAGCCCCACGCCGGCCCCCGCCACCCCCGGUGCCGCCCCCGUAUCCGCCACGCGUCCCAACAGCACCGGCAACUAGUCUAGCCCGUCCUCCCCUGUACAGAGACGUAUCGGAAGUGGAAGAGGCUUGUGUCACGGAUGUCAAAUAUAAAUACGACUUAAAGAGUAAACUCACUCUUAACCGGACAUCGGUUUUUGCCGAGGUCCCGCUAAAGAGGGCGCUAUACUUUUUCAAAUAGGGGUUGGAUCCAGGUGGUUUCACACGCACACACACGUGCAGAGGUUUUAAAGUGAUUAAUAUACAUCGGGUGAUUUCGAUAAAAGUACGCAUUUUUCAGGGUCGAUAGAGGAUGCGAGUACAAACAUUUUUGUCCAAUACACAUUGGGUCGUAAAUGUUUCGUUUACGACAAAAUUGAGAAUUUGUGGAACGCCUCCCUGUAGACAACACGUAGAAAUUCGGCGGGAAAAACGCAAAGCUACUGUAAUUAAAUGUGUUUUUCUUCUUAAUUACAAAUAAAAGAACCACUUAAUGGAAACAAGAAUGUAAAAAAAUUUUAUUAAUUAAAAAAAUUAUUACUAAGCAACAUAAGUGGGAGAAAACCCCCUACUCUCAAAAUGUAGGACAGUCCAUAUUACGUAACUCACCUUUGCAUCACACAAAUAGGAGAAACUUUAAACAAUUGCUGCAGUUUUUACAUUAUUUUUCACAUUGUGUGUUUUUAUGUGCUAUUACGAAAGAAAUAAAGACUCCACAUUUCUUCACGCAAACACCGAAAAAUAAAAAUAAAUUUUCUUCUUUGAUUUUAAUAUAAAUAAAUAUUGUUUUUUCUCAGAUGUUUUACUGUCGAUAAAUUCUUAAUAAAGUAGAGUAUUAAAAAAGUUGGCAUUUCGAGUUAUCGACACUCGGUUGUAUUGCAACUAAUCGAUUAGCCGAUAACUUUUCUGUUACAAUAUUACAAUACAAACUGGAUUUUUAUAACUUUUUUUAAUGAUGCGAUUAUUUAGAACUCACCUUACGGUUGAUUUGUAGACUAUAUUAUCCACCAAGGCUAAAACGGUAUAAUUUUAAAAUUUAUUUACUGUAUUUAUUGUUGACAAUUUUCGAUGACACGAGUCCCUUUUACACUUCCAAUUGUAAUUGUGAUUGUUAAGGUUUUUAUUGCAGCAUCAAAACCAAAUUUGUAAUUAUGAUGUAAUUAUUUUAAGCGUAUUUAGAUAGUAUUAACAAUUCUUGUUACUAUAGAACUGCGCGCGUUUUUCUCUUCUUAGACCACGCUGAGGCACUCGCCUGCCUUCCAUGUGCAAUGAUAAUAUUAGUGUUAAUAUUUAUAACUUAGAAAUGUCAGGGUUUUCGUAUUGUGAUAUGCUUGAUAAGAGGCGUACUUAUAAGGUAAAUUGUAGGCUACUAUUUAUAAGAUGUUUCGAAAAUUGCCAAACUUUCAACUUUAGUUUGAAGUUUAAAAUAAAUUCCAAGUGUCAUAGGACAGAAGUUUAAAACAUUUUAACUUUGCCAAAAUAACAAUUAAAGUUUUUCCAACGUGUGCCAAAUAUUAAGAAAAAUAAAUAUCAU